AUGAGGUCCUCUGCGGACUUUGCUGUGUCAUCGUUCUCAGUCUUGCAGGGCGUCUCAGCCAUUGCGGUGGUGGCUGUCCGGACUACCAUUUACCGGAUCACACCUAACGCUCUUCGUCGUAUCGGCAAGACAGGGAACAGCGGCGCCUGCAUCCAGUUGAUGACGUCGUCAAUCAACCCCUGCAAGCACGGAGCAUCCGGGCUCGGGGACAAGAUAUAUUCGUAUGAGCAUGUGAACAUGUCGACAGCAACUAUCAAUGUCAUGGACGAUAGUAUAGCUUCUGACUCCGUCGCUACUGAGUACUUGUUCACCGCGUUCGCAAUGAUGAUCUGCUAUGACUACGUUCUUUGUCUGGGACACGAAGUCGAGCUCUUCUGGAACAAGAAAGUUCUCGGUUCUUCGGUUAUCUUCUUCGCCAAUCGUUACAGUCUGCUUGUGUACGGGCUCAGCUGUUUCUUGCAAGUGCACCUAUCAACUACAUCUAUGAGUUGCAAGACGAUUGACCUGAUCUUCUACAUAGCCAACAUGCUGCUCUUUGCUAUUGCACCGAUAUUUGGUGCUUUACGGGCAUAUGCAAUCAGUAAUGGAAACAAAUUGAUCGGGUCCGCCGUGCUGAUGACAGGGAUGGUCCCUACAAUUGUGAAUUUGGACGUACCGACUCUGGCGACUAGGAGCUCGGUCGAGAACGGUCACACCGUUGAUCAGCUUGGUUCUACGGGACGCACUCUUCUGUUCAUGAAUCUUAUGGAGCUUGCUGUCCGCUCAUUGGUCAACGUUUCGACGACUAGUGUAGCGUACACGUCGUUCAUGGCUAUUCCGGUUUCGUCCAUCCUGAUCUCUCACUUCCUCGUCAACUUGCAACAACUAUCGUGUCAGGACUACCAACUUGGUUCACGCCCGGAAACCUCAACAUCACACAACUUCAGCGACCCGGUAUUCAAUUCAAUUGUCGGUAGCAUGGGUGCAGACCUUGAAUUCACAACACUGUCUGCAAGCAUGGAUGCCCCGGAGAACGCCAAUGGAGAGCCCGAAGAAGCACAUCAGAGCACGGACAAACCUGCGGAAGAGAUGUCCGUUCAUGAGGCCUAG
This is a messenger RNA of Rhodofomes roseus, 1089 nucleotides long. RefSeq lists its product as uncharacterized. The transcript has 13 exons. Lineage: Eukaryota; Fungi; Basidiomycota; Agaricomycetes; Polyporales; Fomitopsidaceae. The record is from RefSeq and is a predicted model, not a curated record. The coding region runs from base 1 to 1089 and encodes 362 amino acids.